Molecule: messenger RNA, 2089 nt
Organism: Salvia hispanica
Lineage: Eukaryota; Viridiplantae; Streptophyta; Magnoliopsida; Lamiales; Lamiaceae
Product: Remorin family protein
Source: RefSeq, a predicted model, not a curated record
CACCCCACCCCCUGCCCCCUCACAUGGUAAAUGCACCAUUUUUGUGAAUCUUGCUAAUGAAUAACAACAUAAAUCAUAUUCACAUUUUUCAUGUAGUCUAUUACUGUCUUUUCUUCCCCUUUCUUUUCCACCAUUCUUCUUCCUUCCCCACUAAGAAUGCCGGAGCUGGGUUUUCAAGAUUUGCGGGCGGGCUUAAGGGCCCGUGAUUUAAGCCCGGAUUCAGUCAUCUUCACUGGCGAUACCAAUUUCAGCCUCUUCUCCUCUGCCUCUGCCAGCGUCGAGCGCUGCUCUUUCACCUCAGAUGUUCCUGAUCAAGAAUCUGUUUCAUCUCAAAUGGCAUUGAGUGGUCCAGAUCCAGAUCCGAACAAAUCGAUAGCGGUUCAUAGGAAUAGUGUUAGCCUCAGCAGAAAGGAGAAACCAAAAGUUCAAAAAGUGGAUAGUAGUGAGGCUGAGACCACUGAGGAUGAAAAUGUAGCCCUAGAUUCCGCAAGAAAUUCCUUCUCUCAGGCUCUAAAAGAAUGUCAAGACCGAAGGUUGAGAUCCGAGGUUCUGUUGAAAAAGGCAGACCGUAGAAGGCCGGCUUCUCUCGAUCUCAACAAUGCCGUGACUUCCACCUCACCGAGACUCGCAGUGAUGAAGAAACCGUCUGCUGCUGCGCGGAAGACUGGGACGUUUCCUAGCCCUGGAACGCCCAACUAUCGACACACGAGCGUUGGUGUCCAGAAAGGGUGGAGCUCCGAGCGCGUUCCACCUCACACUAGUGCAAGCAGGAGGAAUGUGAGCACCGCAUUGCUGCCUUACCAUAAUGGGAGGACUCUGCCUUCGAAGUGGGAGGAUGCGGAGAGGUGGAUUGUUAGCCCCGUGUCGGGGGAUGGUGCUAUGAGAGCCUCGCAGCAGCAGGCGCAGAGACGGCCUAAGUCGAAGAGUGGCCCCCUCGGCCAUCCCGGGGCUGCUUAUUAUCAAAUGUUCUCGCCUGUAACUCCCAUGUUCGAAGCCAGCCGCGCUGAGAAACUCACGGCGAAUUCUCCCUUUUCUGCUGGAGUGAUGGCGGUGGAUGGCUUGUCUAUUCGCUACGGAGGCGGGGAGGGCACGGGGAACUUUCACCAUGGCAACGAGCCGUGCAUGGCUCGGUCGAUUAGUAUUCAUGGAUGUUCGGAGAUGAUCAGCCAGUCGUCGUUGCCAGGAUCCCAGGAUGCUAAAUACGAUGCGAUGGAGGACUCUGCCAACAACGUAUCGCGUGCUGUUUCGAGGAGGGAUAUGGCGACUCAAAUGAGUCCGGAGAGCAGCAACCACUCCUCACCGAGAAGAGACUCUUCGUUCUCUCUAGCUACUCCGUCUAUUCUACCCGUUGUAGAAGCGCAGAGCAUACGACCCGCCAGACCGGAGAUGAGGGACGUGCUAGUUGACGAACGUGUCACUAUGACAAGGUGGUCCAAAAAGAGUAGGGGUAAGAAUCCAGGACGGAGCAGUCGAAAUGGUGACGACUGGAAAAGAAAGGCUGCAAACGAUCAUUCGGAUAGCUGGGAGGUUUCGUCCGAGACGUCAAAGAGCAUUUCAAAGAUUCAGAGGGAGGAAGCUAAAAUCACAGCAUGGGAGAAUCUGCAGAAAGCAAAAGCCGAAGCUGCAAUAAGAAAACUCGAGAUGAAAUUGGAAAAGAAGAGGUCAUCAUCCAUGGACAAAAUUAUGAACAAGCUGAAAUCCGCGCAAAAGAAGGCCCAGGAGAUGAGAGGUUCGGUGAUGGUCAGCCAGACGACGACCAACCAGAUGGCAAGACCCUCGGAGAGAGCAUUAUCCUUCCGAAGGUCUCGACCAAUUAGUUCGUUGAGUGGAUGCUUCACCUGUCAUGCUUUCUAGUGAUGCACAGACGAAACGAUGCUCUGAUCCAGCUUUCGAAACGCUUGGGAAUAUCUUUGGAGGUUGCAGAAGUUAAAUCUUGUAAGGUUGUAUGAUUGUAAGUAUUAUUAUUCUGAAAUUGAAAUGUUUCAUUGUCAAAAGGUGAUCCAUUCAUAUUAAUUUGUGGAUUGAUUGAUUAGUUGAUCUAUAUGCAUAAAAACCUUUGGUUAUAAUUACUUGAAACUAUUUUUUAUUU